CAAGUCUGGGGUUCGAGCCCUCUGAGUCGCAGUGCCUUCUCCGCUGCCUUCACGCCAGAACCAUCGGCGCAGUAGGUGUAUUGGUUUGCGAUUUUGAAGAUUGUGCAAUCCUGAUUCGGUGCAAGUCAUGGAAAUAUUGUACCCUGUCCAGACAUUACGACCUCUUUCUAUCCCGAGUACCAGUAUGAUUGAUAAUACCGAUCCUAGCAUACCAAGUGUUGCUAGCAGCCUCUGCUUGAAAGUCCGCGAGAUAUCCAAGGCUGUCGAGGAACCUCGAUCAACGCGACAUGAUGACCACCGAGCUCCAUCCUCCGUAAACUUGCUUCCACCUGAACUUCUUGGCGCGAUUUUUCAUAGCCUGGUUCUUUCGUACGCGGCUACUGAGCUCGAGGAGGAAGGGGCCCAAUGCCCAUACUCCUGGGCAUAUAUCGCUCAGGUCUGUCGCUACUGGAGAGAUGUCGCUCUGCAAAGUCCGAUACUUUGGAGUUAUAUUCUACUGGAUAAAUCCGUAAAGCCGGACACGCUUUCGGAGGCUUUGCUGCGAUCGGGACGAGUGCCCCUGUCAUUGCGGGCUUGGCUACCUGUACAAACCGAUGCAUCGCCAGAGUUUACAUCCUGCUUGAAACGGAUGUCUGAGGAACUACAUCGACUGUGGAGCAUCAAAGUACGAAUCCCUUCGCGCGAAAUUCCUAUAGUCAUGGAAUCCUUUGUCGACACCUAUCCUCUCCUUCGCAGUCUGACAGUUAGGUCAAAUCAGGUUGACCUUUUCUUUCCCGCCACACAGACGUCCUUACAGUCAGGCGUCCAAUUCCCAUCCUUACAAAGGCUGGAAUUACCAGAUUGUGUUCUUGAUCAAGUAAAUACUUUUAUUGCUGGUCAUGCAACCCUUCGCCACCUCCACAUCACACAAUUUGAGGACAUGCCGUCCAUGCACGCCUUUCUAGUCGCAUUGGCAUCUGUUCCCCUCCUUGAAACCCUUAAGCUUACACCAGGACCUGCCGGUGAUCAAACUUCAGAACGACCUGCAAUGCCAACGGUGAUGCUCUCCCGUUUACAGCACCUCAGUCUUUGGUUCAACUUCCCAUGCGACGUGGCUUUUCUUGACCAGCUCUGCAUUCCAUCGUCCACAAGCAUCGAUGCGACGAUCAAAAGUUUCUCGUCAUCGACAAUGGAGAGUAGUUUGGACGCCAUCAACUCGAUCGCAUCCAAGCUAAGUGGUAAUGGAGUAAUAGGAGCACCUCCCACUCUCAGAAGCGUGAAGUUUGAGGUGAACGACACUGGAGGUGUAACCUUUAUAGCGCAAAGUGAAGAUUGGACUGAUGGCGCUAUGCCCAAUUUUGACACUUUCCAAUUGCGCAUCGCUCUGGAUGGAGACAGAGUACAGUCACCUCCUAUGGAUAGACGGUGGGCCUUGUGGCAACAGUUGCCUUUAUCAGGGCUCAGAGCUGUUUCCCUGGGCGGUAGGAUUGAUGAUGAGCAUUGGCAGCAAUUGGUGGACUACCUAGGCUUUAUUGAGGUUCUACAACUUUGCGGCACCUUAACAUUCGCAUCAUUUGUCAAACCCUACUUCGACACGCCCACCGAACGUGCAUACAACUUUCCGCAGCUCCAUACGCUCUUUAUCACGACUCCAAUAUCCCCAGAAUGGAUGUCAAUAGAAGAGACCGACUUGGAUCGUUUGCAGAGCUACGUUGACGAAAUGUGUAGGGACAACAAACAUGGAUUGAGGAGGUUGGAAAUUCAUGGUUCAAUCAAGCUUUCUGAAUCCCGAAUAGCUACCUUUCGGGAUCUUGUUGGAGAGUUUAGAUACAGUCACUUGGAAAAUGUUUGAUCGCUUCCGGUCGCUGUUCCUAGCAAGAUCCAUUUCCUAUUUCCUGUGCUAUCUAUUCCUGUAUCUACAGAUUCAAAAAUCUGAGCUCUGAAAUUUACCGAAUCUUUGCCUUCAGUCGAUGGCUUCAGGCCCAUGAGACGAACACGCUCAUUUCAGUCUGAAAUCCUGACUGUAACAAUGUGCACAAGUCGAUCUAUUUCCAGUGGAUGCUUAAAAUCAAUGCCAUUUUUCG
Somion occarium is the source of this 2063-nucleotide messenger RNA. The record is from the annotation of a GenBank genome assembly. NCBI's taxonomy places the organism in Eukaryota, Fungi, Basidiomycota, Agaricomycetes, Polyporales, Cerrenaceae.